AUGUCAUCAAACUCAACGAAUCGGGUUGGCCUAGUAGAUGUUCUUAUAUUCGGAGGUCUUGAGUCGGUUGGAGUAUGCGCAAUCGUUGGCAAUCUUGCCUUGAUAAUUGUUCUCCUGAACAAUAAGUAUUUGCAUCGUGCAAGUUUCAUACUGAUGCUCAAUUUGGCAAUUGCUGACGUGAUUCAUGGUUUCGUCACAACGUGCCACUUCUACCCUCCAAUUCUUCUGCAGAAGAUGCAUAUUGGUGAACUGGCAAUCCGAUUAUUCAACAUCACUGAUUGGACGGCUUGGGCCAUCACGCUGACCCACAUGUCCGCAAUAUGCAUUGAUCGACUAAUCGCCAUUAUACUGUAUGGUCGGUAUAAUGUCCUUGUGACAGUUCAACGAAUAAGAACAUUCAGCAUUUCCUGUUGGAUAGUGUUCCUGAGUACGAAUGUAACCUUGUUCUUUCUUCAUGCGUGCUGUAUGAUUCGACCCUUGGAGUCGCUAAACUAUUAUAGUUUUGGAUACAGUGAAACGAAAAAAUUUAAUGUAUAUGUUCUAACAUAUACUCCACUCGAAAUAUUGACAAUAUUGAUAUUGUCAUUCAGCAAUCCGAUAACGCUUGUGCAACUUUAUCGAAGACACAAAAGGAAGAUUGCACUCCGACAGCAAGGUACCACCAAAAGCGUUUCAACCUCGUCCUCAUCGCUUCUGAAGCAACAGCGAUCACAAUGGCAAAGAGCAAGUACAAUGCUUCUGGAAAUGUCGAUGAAGAUGGGAAGCAAACAUCUGACAAACGAUGUUCGUGAAAUGGCCGGUCGACGAGCAAAUCGGCAGCAACAACGCAUUCUCUUGCAGAUUACUGUUGUUGCUCUUAUCUUUUACGGUUACAUGACGGCGUACUACAUUUCGUAUUACAGUCGAUUUCAAUCCACUGCAGUUAUGAUAUUCAACAGCUAUUUCUACUCCAUCACUCAUAUGAUUAAUCCAGUUAUUUACUUUUCUCUCAACAAGGAAAUGAGAGCCCAAUUCAAAAGCGCUAUAAAGGAUUUCAUCAAGUGGUUUGAUUGCAAGAAGAAGGAUCCUUAUGGUUUUGCAAACAGCUCGACGAAGGUGAACCAUAGCACAAAGAUCACAGCUACUGCACACCGAAGCGAGUCUUGUAGCGAAACUUCACCAUUGUUCUCAUCGAAUAAUCAUUACAAAUCGACCUGUCGUAUCCAAAAAGAUGUUCCUUCAAUUGAUGAAGAAACUGGAAAUGAGUCGGCUGAAAUUCAGGCAAUCGUUGACAAUGCGAGCCAAGAGCAAUCCGACCAAUGCUCAUCACCACAAUCUGACGAAUAUGUUUUCCCUCCAAGUGAUCUGCCAACAAACAAAAUGAAUGCUAAAGAUAGAUCUGCUUUUAUCAAUCAACUUGUUUCUGCGCUUAAAUUCACUAGCAGCAAGUCGCUUUCCAAAGAAAACCACGAAGAUGAACGUCCAAGACGUAAAUUAGACAAAUCUGCGACUACCAGCGAUAUCAACAGUAUCAUUAAACAAAAAUAUAUUCAUUUCUCAAAUACAAUUCAAGUAAUUUCUAGAGAUUCGAUAGGAAACUUAAUGCCAGAAAACAAGUUUAUGUCAAUUGGCAGUUUAGAAGGAAGCUGUCUUCUGAAUGAUGUUUCUGGCAGCAUCAGCGAGUCAACCUCCGCAACGAACAACAAAUCGUCAAAUUUGACAAGAUCUUCGUCAACCAGCUCUCGAACUAUGUUUGACACGUCGACGAAUUUCGAGAGUGGUACUGCACUACUGAUUCGCGGAGAAGCGGAACUUGAUGUCGAUGACGAUGACGAAAUAGCCUACCUUUAA
Molecule: messenger RNA, 1830 nt
Organism: Caenorhabditis bovis
Lineage: Eukaryota; Metazoa; Nematoda; Chromadorea; Rhabditida; Rhabditidae
Source: the annotation of a GenBank genome assembly